AGGGGUUUAGUCUAAAGAGAACUGUUGUGUGCGACCCAAAAAUGAAUUUUCCGAUCAUCGUUAUUGGUUUCUUGUAUCUGUGAAAUGAAAUGGAUGAAGAGGAACUCCAUUCAUCACUUGAGACCUACAAAUCUCAACUGCAUCAAGUAGAGCAAGCCAUCCAAGCAGCUGGAUCCAGUCCAGAUCUAGAGGCGCUCAGAAAUGACCUCACUGAACUUGUAAACCUGACACAAGGGAGUCUACUGUCAUUAAAGAAAAGCCAAUUAUUGAAAGAGAUAGAUUCCAGGGAUGGUAGUGGUGGCAGUUCUGAUUCAAAGGGGAAUAACUCUGUAAAACAAAAAGCCAGUUUAUAUGACAGUGAGGAAAGUGGAUCAACAAGUUUAGAUAAUGAAUAUGCAGCAUUUCAGGAGAUGCUUGGUACUGAUGUCACCUCAAGUCAAGAUUCUGCGGAAAACAAAAAUAAUUUCAAAGAAAAAGUGUAUGAAGGACGAGAUAGAUGUAAUGAAGAAUUAGAUGUAUCAUCAGGAGGGAGUGUUAAUGAUCUCUAUAAGGAUAUUGUUGGCACGAGAUGUCAGGCACCUUAUGCACACGACUGGGGAGAGAAGGCAUACGGGAAUGCUUUGAUUGCAGGGGUGGAGACAGGCUUGGAGACUGAAAUGCCAAAGGUACAAGUGAUGUUCAGUAACCCUACUCACUCCGCAAUGUUGCCCUGUAAAUACUUCCUGUCCGGUUCCUGUAGAUUCACUGACCAAGAUUGCAGGUUCAGUCACGGUCAUCUGGUGGAACUGGAAGACUUGAGAGAAUACAUUGAGCCUGACCACAGUUUAAUCAAGUUAGAGAGCAAGUGUUUAGCCAGGUAUGACGAUGACGACCUCUGGUACAAGGCCACUGUUGUAGAGGUUGGAGAGUCAGAGGUUAAGGUCACAUUUGAUAGCUACUCCGACGACCCUUUGUCUUUGCUUUGGGAAGAUGUUUUACCUUUAGAUGAUGAAUCAGAUUCUUCCAGUGAGUCAGGUGAUGAUGACAUCAUUAUAAAUCAACCAAUCAGCAGAGAUGACAGUGAUGAUGAGGAUGACUUUCCAGUGUUUCUAUGGAAACCUUCAAGUCAUGGCCUUGGUGACCUUGGACAGUGGGAGGCCCAUACAAAGGGUGUAGGUAGCAGAUUGUUAUCCAAGAUGGGUUACAUACCCGGCCAAGGCCUUGGGAAAAAUGGUGAAGGAAGGAUCGAGCCUGUCCCCAUACAGCUGUUACCACAAGGGAAGUCUUUAGACAAGAUAAUGGCCUUAAAGGAGAUUUCUGGAAAUCGAGAUAUGUUUGAUGCCAUGAAGAGGCAGGAAAAGCUUGACAGAAACCUUGCCAAGAAGCUCGAGAACCAGUAUAAAUCUGGUGUGCAGAAGACAGGCGUGUUUGAUUUUAUUAAUAAGAAGCUAGGAGGAAAGAAAGGAAAGCUUAGUGAGCUUAUACAUCACCAUGGAGAUGGGAAACAGUCACAUGGAGGUCAAGGCCACUCAAAAUUACACAGGAAUAUAUCUGAGCAAGACUUGAAAGAAAAGUCUGACAAAAAUAUUAAUAUACAGCUUUUGAAAACUAGUGGCGAGAUGAAAUCAGUGCAGAAGGAAUUGAUGAAGUUAAAAGAAUCACUUUCAAGAAAUGAGAGGGACAAAAGUGUAACAGCCAGAGUGAAGACCAAGAUUUCGUCUCUUGAAUCCUACUUGGAGAAGCUCAAAUCGUCAGAAAACCUUAUGGAAUCACACCAACAGAAACGAAAGAACCACAAAAAGAUGACAGUGUUCUAACGUUGAAGUGUUUUAACUUUCAGUUGUUUUAAAGAUAUUUGAUAUAUAAUGUGUUAGUAGUUAUGUUGUGUGGUAAAUUAUUUCAAAGCUCGUUACAAUAUUUGAGUUCGCAAAAGGCUCGUUUUGAUAAUAAAAUUAUUGUUAAA
Molecule: messenger RNA, 1942 nt
Organism: Mya arenaria
Lineage: Eukaryota; Metazoa; Mollusca; Bivalvia; Myida; Myidae
Product: zinc finger CCCH-type with G patch domain-containing protein-like
Exons: 13
Coding region: 90-1796 (568 amino acids)
Biological process (GO): regulation of transcription by RNA polymerase II; negative regulation of DNA-templated transcription
Cellular component (GO): nucleus
Molecular function (GO): DNA-binding transcription factor activity, RNA polymerase II-specific; metal ion binding; RNA polymerase II cis-regulatory region sequence-specific DNA binding
Source: RefSeq, a predicted model, not a curated record